This is a messenger RNA of Microthlaspi erraticum, 1209 nucleotides long. Lineage: Eukaryota; Viridiplantae; Streptophyta; Magnoliopsida; Brassicales; Brassicaceae. The record is from the annotation of a GenBank genome assembly.
AUGACGAAUUCAAGAAUUUUCAUUACCAUCGUGUUAUCUUGCAUUAUCGCUUCGACUAGUGCCUACGAUCCCGAUGCUCUUCAAGAUCUAUGUGUUGCUGAUAAAUCUCACGGAACCAAGCUGAACGGAUUUCCAUGCAAGGAAAUGUCAAACAUCACGGCGUCCGACUUCUUCUUUGCCGGAAUCUCAAAACCCGCCAUCAUCAUAAACUCCACGACGGGCUCUGCCGUCACAGGAGCAAACGUGGAGAAGAUCCCAGGGCUCAACACUCUCUCCGUCUCAUUAGCGCGUAUAGACUACGCACCAGGUGGUUUAAACCCACCUCAUACUCACCCACGCGCCACCGAAGUCGUCUUCGUCCUCGAAGGAGAGCUCGAAGUUGGGUUUAUCACGACGGCGAAUAAGCUUUUCUCUAAAACCAUUAAGAUUGGUGAAGUUUUCGUUUUUCCAAGAGGGCUCGUUCAUUUUCAGAAGAAUAAUGGGAAAUCUCCGGCGUCGGUUUUGUCCGCGUUUAAUAGUCAGUUGCCAGGGACGGUUUCCGUUGCGGCUGCGCUUUUUGCGGCGGAGCCUGCUUUGCCGGAGGAUGUGUUGACAAAGACUUUUCAGGCAUGUCACCUCACCGACGAGCUCUCCCGCGACGAUCUUACCGACGAGCUCUCCCGCGACGAUCUCAUCGACGAGCACUCCCGCGACGAUCUCACAUCCGAGUUCUCCAGUGACGACCUCAACAUCAAGCUCUCCAAGAGCUCAGCACGUCACUUCACCUCAUCGACGAGCACUCCCGCGACGAUCUCACAUCUGAGUUCUUCAGUGACGACCUUAACGUCAAGCUCUCACCUCACCGACGAGCUCUCCCGCGAUGAUCUCACCGACGAGCUCUCCCGCGACGAUCUCACCGACGAGCCCUCCCGCGACGAUCUUACAUCCGAGUUCUCCAGUGACCUCAACGUCAAGCUCUCCAAGAGCUCAGCACGUCACGUCACCUCACCGACGAGCUCUCCCGCGACGAUCUCACCGAGGAGCUCUCCCGCGACGAUCUCACAUCCGAGUUCUCCUGUGAUGACUUCAACAUCAAGCUCUCUAAGAACUCAGUUAGGCACGUCACCUCACCGACGAGCUCUCCCGCGACGAUCUCACCGACGAGUUCUCCCGCGACGAUCUCAUCGACGAGCACUUCUGCGACGAUCUCAUAUCCGAGUUCUCCAGUGA